Messenger RNA from Saccostrea echinata, 1949 nucleotides. RefSeq lists its product as uncharacterized. The transcript has 4 exons. Bases 559 to 1032 code for a protein of 157 amino acids. NCBI's taxonomy places the organism in Eukaryota, Metazoa, Mollusca, Bivalvia, Ostreida, Ostreidae. The record is from RefSeq and is a predicted model, not a curated record.
AUCCCUCUGCUCUAGAUUUGAAGCCAUUGCAGCACAAGCCUAACUUUGUUCCGGGAAGCAGAGUUUUGCAACCUGAGUUAUUAGUGCAAUCAGAAAUCCAUAAUUCUAUAUUUAAUGAUUUGUCAAUUUCACGAUCUGUUGAACCACAGGGCCAGUACCAAGGAACAUAGGAAAAUUAUUGGAUAAAAGCACAACCCUGGACACGCACGUCUCCAGUGAACAGUGUGGAAAAUAAUUUUAUCAAACUAAGGUUGGGCGGGAAAAAAAAACAGCAGAAUUUCAUUUUGAAUGAAUAACAGAUCAGAGCCUGAAACAAGUGAUUCGAAGAGUCUGAGAUUUAUUUUGCAGACACAGAAAAUUUGGAUUAUUUUUUUUUUAUCUGAUCAAGCUUAAACCUACGAUAACAUCGUGAAAGUAAAACCGUCCACAACUGUUUAUCAAAGUGACAACACAUGAAAAAUUAAUCUGAAGCUGCGAUAUUACAUUAACCCGCCGGAUAUCGUUUUAUAAGAAUCAAAAAGGAACUGCGUUAAUCAGUUGUCAAAUUGUUAUUCUGCUAUGAUGGCUGAGUCUUUCACAAAUUCAGUAUCAGACAAAGGGAUUAUCGUGAUGGCAGUCGACUACAGCAAUAACUCGGAAUGGGCUUUUGACUGGUAUGUCACGAAUUUCCACAAACCUGGAAACAAAGUUAUUCUACUUCACAUUCCGGAGAGUUACAUCAAUGCCACUACAAUGAGUCCCGGCAGAGUGAUGGAACUACAGAGGGAAACAGACGGGAAAACAGGGGAACUCAAACAGAAAUUUAUUGACAAAGCAAGCAAACUGGGGAUUGAGGCGGAAUUCAGAGUAGAGAACGCCGACAAACCAGGACACGCUAUUGUAGACAUCGCUCAGAAAGAAAACGCAACCUUUGUUGUCACAGGCACUAGAGGAAUGGGCAAGUUCCGGAGGACAAUUAUGGGCAGCGUCAGUGAUUUUGUCGUCCACCAUGCCCACUGUCCAGUUCUAGUCUGUAGACACAAAGAUAAAUAGACUGAUGAUAUGUCCUCAACAUUGUACGAAAGCAUCACUCACCUUAACUAUGCGCACCUGUAGCCAUGCGCAGUCAUGUGAUACAUGUAGAGUGAACAGUUCUAUCAAUGUACACUGUAUUUAAGCAUCUUGUAUUCAUCAAUUCUGUUUAUAACUUUUUCGAUUCAUAUGUUUGUAUAACCUAUUCAAAACAGGGUUGAUGCGUGUGAACAUUUUUUCGAAUUUUUUUUUUACAUUGACUGGUUAGACUCAAUUUCUUUAUUCAUAAAAAAAUUAUAAGGAAAUUAAAUCUUAACAUCUAAAAAAAAAAAGUCGUAUUCAAUUUCAACAUUUUGGCAUGUUAGCAACAUAAAAAAUGAGUUUUUCUGAAUACAAUAUUUUUUUUCUAAGUGCAGUAAGUCCCUCUUACAAACUAACAAUCAUUCUGCCGUAGUCCUUGGGCGAUCUGAAAACAGCAUUUAAAGACUCUGUUAUAAUUUUCUCUCUGUAUACAGAACUGUAUUGUGACUAUGACUGGAUGUUGUAUGAAUAUGGAAAUCGUUGUUUCUCGAUGUCGUGUCUGUCCUAUACCACUAUCUAACAGAGAAUUGUUUUUCUUGAUCGAAUAUCUCCUUUUGUAGCAUAGAAAUAAGCACGCAAAUAUUCAGUUUGCAAUUUUCGCAAAUAAGAUACGACACAUUAAGUGGUACUAUUUUUCACUUUGAUAAAACGUUACGAUUACUCAAAAAUCUUUGAAAUAGCCAGAGGAUUAUAUAUUUUAUGUGCUUAUUUGUUAGUGAAUUGUUAAUUUGUUAUACUUAGAGAAUUAAAAGACCAUUACUUUGAUUUGUUUUCAAAGAUAGAAAUUGUACAUGUAUACUAUGGAAAUAUGUCGGGAAAUAAAAGUGCUUCUGUGAAGAAGUAAGAAAUCCUUAGAA